Molecule: messenger RNA, 584 nt
Organism: Rubroshorea leprosula
Lineage: Eukaryota; Viridiplantae; Streptophyta; Magnoliopsida; Malvales; Dipterocarpaceae
Source: the annotation of a GenBank genome assembly
AGGUUUUUGUCCCUUGUGAAAUCGAUUUUGACCUUCAAAAUGUUCGUAUCUUCUUCGCAUUCACGAUUUGUUUCUGUAAGAUCGAAGGUGUUCUUGGAUUGUGGGAAUGCUGAGUAUGUGUAUGAGGGUCAUCAACGACACUGCAAAUGUGGAUUGAAAUCCCUGAGAUACACUUCAUGGACAGAGACUAACCCCGAAAGAAGGUUUUAUGGGUGCCCCAACUUCGGCAAGAAGGAUUCCAAUGGUGAUUUGUUGAAAACCUACAAUUUUAUAGAGUGGCACGAUGAACCCAUGUCCAGUAGAGCCAUUGACGUCAUCUUGGAGUUGAAAGGCGAAAGAGAAGCCUUGAAGACUGAGUUGGAACAAAGGAAAGAGCCAAGAGGACGAGAUAAAUUGACAGUGGAUAGUAGUGAAGCUUCUACAAGGGAAAAUGAAGAAUUAAUGAUUCUGAAGGAAGAUUAUGGAAUGAGGUGUUCAAGGGAUAAGGAAAAUGCUGAAUCGAGAUAUGUGAGGGAUGAAGUGCAGGAAUUGAAGGAAUUAAAGGAAGGUUUCUAUCAAUAAUAUAAUAUAAUCCUAUCUUUAUC